AAAUCUCGCAGACGCCACAGUAUAUAAAUUGGUGUAUGAGCCUCAUCUGACUUCAAUCUGGCAGCCUCACAAUGCAGAUCUUCGUGAAAACCCUAACGGGGAAAACAAUAACCCUAGAGGUAGAAUCCUCGGACACAAUCGACAAUGUCAAAGCCAAAAUUCAAGACAAGGAAGGCAUCCCCCCAGAUCAACAGCGCCUAAUCUUCGCCGGAAAACAGCUGGAGGACGGCCGCACACUCGCCGACUACAACAUCCAGAAGGAGUCCACUCUGCACUUGGUUCUCCGCCUACGUGGAGGGGCAAAAAAGAGGAAGAAGAAGACGUACACUAAGCCCAAGAAAAUCAAGCACAAGAAGAAGAAGGUGAAGCUGGCCGUGCUUCAGUUCUACAAGACGGAUGAUAAUGGGAAGGUGCAGCGGUUGAGGAAGGAGUGCCCUAAUGGUGAGUGUGGAGCUGGCACUUUUAUGGCUAAUCAUUUUGAUAGGCAUUAUUGUGGUAAGUGUGGCUUGACUUAUGUCUUUAACAAGCCUGGUGCUGAUUGAUCUGUUAUAGUUUUGAUGAUGUUGAGUUGAUUAGGGUUGUAUGGCAGUUCAAUUUUUUUGAAACUUUGGUACUUUUUUUGGGUAUGUUGAGUUUAUUUCGAUGGAUAUUAUCAAAAUGGUAUUCUGCUUAAUAUAGUUACCUGGAUAUUUUGUUUUUAA
This is a messenger RNA of Mercurialis annua (annual mercury), 701 nucleotides long. RefSeq names its product ubiquitin-40S ribosomal protein S27a. Gene Ontology annotation, biological process: protein ubiquitination; modification-dependent protein catabolic process; translation. The record is from RefSeq and is a predicted model, not a curated record. Bases 72 to 542 code for a protein of 156 amino acids. Gene Ontology annotation, cellular component: nucleus; ribosome; cytoplasm. The transcript has a single exon. Gene Ontology annotation, molecular function: ubiquitin protein ligase binding; protein tag activity; structural constituent of ribosome. NCBI's taxonomy places the organism in Eukaryota, Viridiplantae, Streptophyta, Magnoliopsida, Malpighiales, Euphorbiaceae.